UGUCAUUUGACUGGUGAAAGUCAACCAAAACUUUGUGAUUGUUUUGUUUAUAUCGGAUCAAUGAACCAGUUUCAAACAAUUUCAAAUAAUUUGUAUUAUCUCUAUUAAGAAAACAAAAAUUUAAGCUAACAAUGGAGGUAGAAGUGGAGUUUCUAGAAGUCAAUGCAUGUGUGGUUUGCCUGCAUGAAAAGCUCAGUUUGCUGGCGGUGCAAUUCGACGAACAAAAAGGUUCGACAAUGGGUUCUAUUCUGGUGCAGCAUUUAUGGUUUCAGGCUGAAGAACUUCAUAACAAACACAUCUGCGAGGAAUGUUGGAAUCAAGUACAUCAAUUUCACAUAUUCUACACCAAUAUGCAGAAAAUGCACGUCGAUUUGAAAGCUUCGACAGGAACUGUUGAAUUCGUGGGGUCCUUCAAAGCAGAGCCAGUAUCUUUCCAUUCAGAAUCCAAUGAAACAUAUUUACCAGAAUAUACACAGCCACAAUGUACUAAUCUUAAACAAGAAAAUCUUGAAGUUAGGAUUAGAAGUGACGAACAGGAUGAUGAGGAAAACGACGAUGAGGAUCAAAACACGCAAUGUGAAGUGCUCGAGCUGGAACACGAAGAAGUAAAUGAAAACAUGGGACACUCAGAUUAUGAACCGAAUAUGUCGAAGUCCGAAUCGGAAAGUUCUGAGGACUACAACUCCAAUACUGAGACAACCAAGAAGUCACCGAAAAAAGUUCGCAAAAAGCAACAAACUAAGAAAUUGUCGAAAACUGUUCGAAAUUACAACAAACCCGCUGAGCAAACCGAAGAAGAGGAUAGGAAAAUAAGCGAUCACUGUAAGUUGCAAUGUACGGAGUGUGACAUAUCGUUUCCCAGAUUUUCCGAUUACAAACAACAUGCUCGCAAAAUUCAUCAGAUCGCACAUCCGGUAGUGAUUUGCUGUGAACGUAGGUUCAACAAACGAAUUAAGCUUUUCGAACAUGCCACCAAGCAUAUGGACCCGGAAGCAUUCCGGUGUACAAUUUGCGAAAAAUCCUACUGCAAUAGUCUCAAUCUGAGACUGCACAUGUUGAGGCAUAACUCGCCGGAUGCGAUGGAGCAUAAGUGCGACAAAUGCGACCGUUCGUUUGCAAAGAGAUAUCAGCUGACAGCGCACCAGCAGACUCACGUACCGGAAGAGGAGCGCAAGUUUAUGUGUAGUACCUGCAGUAAGACUUUUGCUACAAAAUAUGCAAUGCAACAGCAUGUUAACCGAGUGCACCUGAAACAGCUGCAUUUCACCUGUGAUACCUGUGCAAAAUCGUUCUACUGCAAACAAGCGUUGCAAGUUCAUCAGAGAACGCAUGACGAAACUUUACCCUCGGAGAAAAUUCAAUGUGCUGACUGCGGAUCCUGGCACAAACAUAUGGAGGGGUUGAUGAAACACCGCAAACGGCACCACCAGCAGGAAGAGAAGCUGUAUCCGUGUCCGGACUGCGGCAAGGUGACUCGCAGUUUGCCCGCCUUGAGAAGUCAUCAGAGCUACAAUCACAAAAUGGAAUCGAUUUACAAGUGCAGCAUUUGCGGAAAGGCGUUUAAGCGGCCAAAGGACUUUAAGGAUCACAUGGCCACCCACACGGGGAUGCCAUUGCACAAGUGUACCUACUGUGAUAGGCAGUUCAAUUCUGCGUCCAAUAUGUUUUCACAUCGAAAGCGCGAACACCGGCUUCAAUGGGAGGCGGAUCAGAGGUUGAAUAUUAAGAGCGAAUAGACUGGAAUUAAAAAAAAAAAGUUUUUGUUUUUCAACCAAAGUUGAAUUUACCGCGCUGUAGUAUACACUGAAAAGUUAAAAACCUGAAAACUUAAUCUUGUGAGAGCUCUCCCUCCACGUUACCGAUUGGUCUCUAUUCCGUGAAGACUUUGGAUUGCUAAUCAAGAAACAGUUUUAUCGGCUUGAAUAUUAUUUAUCUUGUAUCGAUUUGCGUUACAGUAUGAGGAAAGCUGGUUUAAUCCAAGCGGAAACAGAUAAGGGUAGAUGAGGGGAAACGGAUAGGGGUGUGUCUUGCUUUUCUGUAAAUACAUUUCGUUUCCAAAUUAUAGUGCAUUUCUCUUUCCUUCUUGAGUAUCCGAAACACACAUACUCUUCGAAAAUAGUUCACCCACUUCUUUAGGUGAUCCAAAAUGUCUCCAUUAUUAUGUUUGGAUUUUGCGAUGUUUGUCCGUUAAGCAAAUAUUAACCUUUCAAUUUGUUACCCUAAAUUUACCUCGUUUCUGUUGAGUACAACAACCGAGGUGUUACUGGCACAUAGUGUUAUUUUAUAUUUAAUAAUACAGGUUAUCUUCGAUAUAGCGUACCCUUGAUAUAGCGAAUUCGAUAUAACGUACAUUUUGCUUCAAUAUAACAUACAACAUUGAAAAAUUUCAUUUUUUCAGCAAUAAUCCCCAGAUAAACUACGAAAUCACUCGAAUCAAUAUUUUGUUACAGCGUUUACCCUUUUACCCAAAUCCAUUACCACUAGCAUAAAAAUAUUAAAUUUGUUUUUGUUUCGAUAUAACGUAC
Molecule: messenger RNA, 2525 nt
Organism: Aedes albopictus (Asian tiger mosquito)
Lineage: Eukaryota; Metazoa; Arthropoda; Insecta; Diptera; Culicidae
Product: transcription factor grauzone
Exons: 5
Coding region: 132-1736 (534 amino acids)
Biological process (GO): regulation of transcription by RNA polymerase II
Cellular component (GO): nucleus
Molecular function (GO): RNA polymerase II transcription regulatory region sequence-specific DNA binding; DNA-binding transcription factor activity, RNA polymerase II-specific; zinc ion binding
Source: RefSeq, a predicted model, not a curated record